Molecule: messenger RNA, 3030 nt
Organism: Hyaloscypha bicolor E
Lineage: Eukaryota; Fungi; Ascomycota; Leotiomycetes; Helotiales; Hyaloscyphaceae
Product: putative transcription factor TDA9
Exons: 4
Coding region: 1-3030 (1009 amino acids)
Biological process (GO): regulation of transcription by RNA polymerase II; DNA-templated transcription
Cellular component (GO): chromatin
Molecular function (GO): zinc ion binding; DNA-binding transcription factor activity, RNA polymerase II-specific; RNA polymerase II cis-regulatory region sequence-specific DNA binding
Source: RefSeq, a predicted model, not a curated record
AUGGCAGCUGUAGAUGUCAAUGUCCAAAGAGCUAACCUUCAAGCAACCCACAGCCGUCAUCCAAGUCUACCCGGACCUCCCAUGCAAAAUGAUUAUCAUUUCGGUGGGAUGUCUUCUGCUCUAGGGCAGCGGGGUAUGCAGCAUGGGCUUCCAAAGCUAGAAACACAUGGUUUUAACAACUUGGAUUUCGGAGGGGGUCUCAGAACUGCACCUGUCCACGGCUAUUCAGAGGUGGAUUUUGAGCGCCUGCUCUUUGGUGGCCCAGGCUCUACGAUAAACCCGAAUGCAUUGCACUACAAUGAUUCCCCGCAGUCGAUGGUAAUUGAUACUGCAUCACCAUAUCACCACGCUUUUCCAGAUAUGUCUGCAAGUCAAACCUUGGAAGAAAACUUUGACUGGAUGAAUGGAUUUGAACAUCAAAUGUCAUUCCACGACGCCAAUGACCAGGCACUCGAUGGAUCCUCACCCUCUGCUAUAAGCACUGCUAGUCAGAGUGGUAUCAGCGAAGUCAUGUUGGAUGGUUCAAACAACCCAGCACAGUCUUCGGCAUCCAUGUGGCAACAGUCAAUGAUGGCUCCUCCUCUUAUGACACCCAAUCCGUUUGCUAUGGACCUUGGUCAUACAGGAUUCCAUGAUAUGAUGAACGGUGGGCCUAUGUCUCCCCAUAGCCUGCCUCACAGAAAUGCGAACGACCCCUAUUUCUCGACACCACCACCAUCCAUGAGCUCGUUAAGUCCAUCUCUGAUGCCGGGUAUCACGACUCAAAGCUUUCACCCACCAAUGAAUCUCGGGCCGGAAACCCCAAUCUCGAUGAAUGGGAGCACGAGUUCUAUUCUGCCGCUCGCCACAAUUACAGAUUCCACCCGACAAGCUCUCCUUGCUGCUCUCGCACCGUGUACGCCAUUCGGAAGCCGAAAAUAUUCCUUUCCAGCAACCAGCUCACCUCUUUCCCCUCAUUUCCCCGGACGAGCGAGUAUCGCUAGUGAUGCAACACGUAACCUUCCCAGCACACACGAUCUUCAACGUUAUGUUGGAGCUUACAUUCGCUACUUCCAACCCCACUUACCAUUUCUUCAUAUUCCGACUCUUUCUUUUGACGUUCCGACUUACGGGAAUGAUGGCAGAGGUCAUGCCGGCCUCAUCGGUGGACGGGGUUGCCUCAUCCUUUCUAUGGCGGCGAUUGGUGCAUUAUACGAGAUGGAGCAAGUCCAGUCGAAAGACUUGUUCGAGUCAGCGAAGAAGAUGAUUCAACUCUACCUGGAAGAGCGACGUAAGGCCGAUGUUCGAAAGGCGGAUCACCGGAAAGCUAGUCAUGACCAUGGCCGCCGGUCUCCUGAGAACUCUGUACAUACGCCAGUUUGGCUUGUUCAGGCAAUGUUACUCAACGUUGUCUAUGGACAUAACUGUGGCGACAAGACUGCAGGUGAUAUUGCUAGCACUCAUUGUGCCGCUCUUGUCAGCCUUGCUCGAGCUGCGGAAUUGCUCAGACCACAGUCUAUGCAUGGUUCCACCCAGGAUGUCCAGAUGGGCGAAGAAUCGAUGUCUCCCGAAGACUGGAAUACCGGUAGAGCUAAGAGUGACAUCCCAGAGGAUCAGCAGGAAUGGUACAACUGGAAGACCAUUGAGGAGCGAAAGAGGACUCUUUAUGCCGUUUUUAUCCUGUCAAGUCUCCUGGUUUCUGCAUAUAAUCAUACGCCUGCGUUGACAAAUUCGGAGAUUAUGUUGGAUUUGCCCUGUGAUGAAGAAUUCUGGUCCGCCGAUACAGCACAAAGUUUUUAUUCCAGAGGUGGUUCUAGGAUGGCGGAUCACAAUCAUGUUACCUUCCACGAUGCUCUGGGCGAGCUCUUACGUACCAGUGAGAAGCAACAACAACAACAACAACAGCAGCAGCAGCAGCAACAGAACGCGCAUGGGCAAAUGUUCGGAUCUCCUAUUAUGCAAGAUCUUCCGAAGAGCGAUCUGAAGCCGAGCACAUUUGGUUGUCUUGUCUUGAUCAACGCCUUGCACAACUAUAUUUGGGAAACACGACAAAGACACCACAACAGGGUCUGGACUAACGAAGAGACUGAGAAGAUGCAUCGCCAUAUCGAACCAGCUCUGAAGGCUUGGCAAGCUGCGUGGGCGAGCAAUCCUCAUCACAGCCUAGAGCGACCAAAUCCGUAUGGAUUCGGACCGCUUUCUGCUGAUAGCAUCCCGCUUCUAGAUCUUGCUUAUGUCAGAUUAUUCGUAAAUCUUUCUAGAUCGAAAGAGAAGUUCUGGCAAAGAGACUGGGAUGGAAUGGCGGAAGAGCUCUCACGCGGUAGCGAAAUAAUCCAACACGCAGAGCAUUCGCCCGAGUCUAACGCCGAAUCUUCGGAUCCAUCCGAAACGUCUGCGACCAGUUCCGUCUUCGUUGAUUCUCCUCCGACAUCGACAUCCUCGCCGGAGUUCAAAGCUAGUCGACUCCCUCCAGGAUCCCUUCACAUGAGCCAGUCAGUCUCGACAUCCAAGCGUGAGCGUCACCUACGCAAAGCCGCCUUUUAUGCCGCAGACUCGCUCUCAAUGUCCGAUAAGCUGGGGGUGACUUUUGCCGACUUUACGUCUCGAGAGCUCCCGUUGCAAUCGGCCAUGUGCGCUUUCGAUUGUGCUCAAGUACUCGCGGAAUGGGUGGCAACAGUUCAAGAACGAGUCGGCCGCUAUCUGGGCAUCCUUGGAAAGGAUGAGAUUGAUCUCAGCCAAGUGCCAGGCAUCAUGCUUCUCGAAGAAGAGGACUGCAAGCUGCUCAGCAAGAUCCAGGAAGUUUUGAACAGUGCCGAGAUCAAGAUGAAUUACGAGCUAGCUGGCAUGGGAGCCGUUGCUCAGAUGAACGCUGCUCAGAGACUACCCGUGGGAGAUAACAAUGGCUACGGAAGCAAGAUUUUGAAAGUCACGGCCUACAUGCUAGAUAAGGCCGCCGUGUGGCCUGUAACACACCUCAUGGCACGCAGUCUGGAGACACAAGCCAACCACAUGCGGGCCCGAGCUGAAGACUCGGUGACCCAGCGUGGAUAA